UUUGAAAAUAGGAAACCAUGUAGAGACGUUAUGAUUAAAUAUAUAAGGAGGGUAGAAUUUUUAAAAGGUAUCUUAAAUACUAAAAAAUUAGAAGAUCCUGUUGAAAGAGCAGCUGCUGUUCAAAUGCUACCUGUUAAUAUUUUUACUCCAAAUGAAUUUACAAAUGGUCCUAGUAUAACAACUCAAAUUCAUCAGAAAGCAACAGCGAAAUAUGAAAAAGAAAUACGUCAAGAAUUAUUUGAAACAAAUUUAGCUAAUACCAAUGAUGAACUCAGACAAAGACAUAUUAAUUCAAAUAAUCAAGAUGAAGAUAUAAAUGCUGUACUAAAUUAUCAUCACAAAAUGCAAGAAAAAAUAGCUGAAAAUAUGAUUCUUAUGACAAAUAACAUGAAAGAACAUGCUUUGACAGCCAGUACAAUAAUAAAGAAAGAUCUAUCUAUUUUAGAAAAGUCUGAUAAAUUGGCAGAUAAUAAUACAACUAAAUUAAAAGAUGAAGCUUUUAAAUUAGGAGAACAUACAAAAUCUACUUGGAGAUGUUGGUUAUGGGUAAUGAUUGCAUUUGUACUAGUUGUAUUUUUUAAUAUGAUACUUUUCAUAAAAAUUGUAAAAAAGAAGAUUUGA
Molecule: messenger RNA, 621 nt
Organism: Ceratosolen solmsi marchali
Lineage: Eukaryota; Metazoa; Arthropoda; Insecta; Hymenoptera; Agaonidae
Gene: Use1
Product: Vesicle transport protein Use1
Exons: 3
Biological process (GO): retrograde vesicle-mediated transport, Golgi to endoplasmic reticulum
Cellular component (GO): SNARE complex; endoplasmic reticulum
Molecular function (GO): SNAP receptor activity
Source: RefSeq, a predicted model, not a curated record